CAUGCCGUUUCUCGUUGGGACCAGCCACCGGAAACGCGUCCUGGGAAGGUCCUUCCGGUAUCCGGAAUGUCCUGUCCCAUUCGAUUCUCCCGUAGGAGGCGAAAAUCGGGAACGCUCGAUGAAUCGAGGACGAGAUCAGCUGAUUAGAUGGAAAGGGGAAGAAAAUUCGGAGGACUCCGAAUCGAGGUAUUUCUUCCACAGAACGAAGUGUAACAGAUCCACGAAGGAAAGAAAGAAAAUCGGAAAAGUGCAUGCGGUCAAGAUGCUAGGAGCCGAUCUGCGGAAAACGGGGGUGGAAAAUCUAAGGAGUUCAUCGAACCACGGAGAGAGUACUGGACCCGAAAGAGGAGGAAAAUCAAGGAUUCUCUCUCAGCCUCGAUAUCUCCUAUCACAAUUUAUAUUUAUUGUAUAACAUAUAUUAUUCAUCACUUCCCAUACUUUAUUCAUAUCUCCCGUACAUCGAAUUACAGGGGGUGUUCCAACAAGGGGUGGAAAAUCGAAGCAACCCUCUCAUACCUUGAAUUUUUAUUUACCCUUAAAAAUUAAUUAUUCACGAUUUCGAAUAUUUUAUUCCUUAUCAACCAUCCCUUAUUUUCAUCCCCCCGUUUUUAUCCCUCAUUUCCCAUGCAUACAUUAUAUUAAAAUCCAAGCAACCCUCUCAUACCUUGAAUUUUUAUUUACCCUUAAAAAUUAAUUAUUCACGAUUUCGAAUAUUUCAUUCCUUAUCAACCAUCCCUUAU
Messenger RNA from Orussus abietinus, 740 nucleotides. RefSeq lists its product as uncharacterized. Bases 2 to 412 code for a protein of 136 amino acids. The transcript is spliced from 5 exons. The record is from RefSeq and is a predicted model, not a curated record. Lineage: Eukaryota; Metazoa; Arthropoda; Insecta; Hymenoptera; Orussidae.